Nematocida major is the source of this 1935-nucleotide messenger RNA. Its product is annotated as DNA mismatch repair protein MLH1. Gene Ontology annotation, molecular function: mismatched DNA binding; ATP-dependent DNA damage sensor activity; ATP binding. The transcript has a single exon. Lineage: Eukaryota; Fungi; Microsporidia. Bases 1 to 1935 code for a protein of 644 amino acids. Gene Ontology annotation, biological process: mismatch repair. Gene Ontology annotation, cellular component: MutLalpha complex. The record is from RefSeq and is a predicted model, not a curated record.
AUGUGCAUUUCUUUGCUGCCAAAGAGCGUAAUUGAGAGUAUUUCCGCAGGGGAAGUCAUCACGUCUCCCACUGCCUUGGUUAAGGAGUUGUUGGAGAACAGCCUGGACAGUGGCUCUACAUUUAUACGGGUAUCUUUAACGGACAAAUUACUUGAUAAAAUCCAGAUAGAAGAUAAUGGCUCCGGAAUAGAAGAGCACGAUCUGCCUCUUCUGUGCACGAGGCAUGCAACGAGCAAGCUCUCCACGCACGAGGACCUAUCGAGCAUAUCUACGCUUGGGUUUCGGGGUGAAGCCCUUGCUUCUAUUUCCGUGCUCUCUAGGCUGUCCGUCAAAACAGCAACCUCCGAGGGCGUGGGCUGCGAGUGCACGUACAACAACGAGCUCCUGUCCAGCAAAGUCCACAAAUCCGCCAGAAAAGGCACGACCAUCCUUAUAUCCGACCUAUUCUACAACGACAAGAACAAGUACUACACGUACUUAAGCAGCAAGGCCGAGCACAAGAAAAUAGUCGCUCUCAUAACGAGGUAUUCGCUCUGCUACACGCACGUGUCGUUUGAGGUCGUCUCUGGAGCAGGCACGAAAGCGUACAAUCGAGUCCCCAGCAGCAAAAUAGCAGCAAUUGGAAGCGUAUUCACGCAGGAGCUUGCAAAUGAAAUAUCGGUUCUCCACGUGCAAGUUAUGGAUACGACAUGCACAUGCUACAUUACGCACACGAACAUCUCCCUGAGCACGGGCGUCUUUAUUAUGUUCAUUAACAAAAGACUCGUCGAAAUACAAAGGGUGAAAAGAAGGCUUGUUUCCGUGUACAAGGAGAUUCUUGUCAAGGGAAAUCCGUUCAUAUACCUGGACGUAGAGACCCCUUCGAACACGGUCGAUGUGAACGUGCACCCGUCAAAGGUCGAAGUCUACAUGCAGAACGAGGAGGCCCUUCUUGCAGCAGUCGAGCAGAAAGUGCGGGAGCUCCUGCAGACGCACAAGAGACUCGGAGGAUCCGUCCGGGAGUGGAAAUCCUCAGCAAAGGGCAGGCCCACUCCAAGUGCCACAGACGCGGAUAUCCAGAGAAGCGACAGAAGCAGCCCCGAAAUGCCUGCAGAGGGGAGAAAAUCAGAACAGCAUAUAAAUAGCAGCUUUAUAGUGACGGGUGCGGAGAAAAGCAGGCCCGAAAUGCCUGCGGAUGGGAGUGCGUCUGCAAAUUACGCAGGCAAUGCACAGAACGUCUUGCAAGACCUGUAUACGCAGGAAAGUACCUCGCAGGACCCCGCUCAGAGAGAGUCUUUCCGCAACUCUCCUGCGAAGAGGGUCCGUGCUGACGGGAAAGCCAAUCCGCUGAGCAUCUUCAUGAGCCAGCCCCGCGACGAAAGCAGCUACAGCCAGGCAAGCGAGAGCAUUUUCAUGUCGCAGCCCCCUGAAGCCUCGAGUGAUGCCUCUCCGGCGCAGGAAACAGGCUCGUGCUUCCUCGCAGACGGGAUCUUCGUGGGAAUGCUCUCCAAAAAGUGGGGGCUCGUUCAGAGCGGGCCUGAUCUGUACGCAGUGGACCUCCUGGAGUCGGUUGCCCACUUUUUGGAGCAAACUCCCCCGGCAGGACAGAUUCUUUCCGUCUCCUUCGAUCCUCUGGGGGAAAGGCAGAAAAGCGGAGAAGUAAAAGUCCGGGCUGUGGAAUUUUCAUCAGACGCAUCGUGCCCUGAUAAAAUGCACUUUUAUCUUCCAUACGCCCUCCCGGAGACUCUGGGCCCUGCAAUUGCGCGCGCCCUUUCUCUCGCCCUGGCCCUUCCCCAGAAGGAGACACUCCGGGCGUGCACCUGCCGAGUGCUUUCUGCUUUUUUCCUCGAGGACUCUCCGCUGCGCCUUUUUAAGGCCCUGAAAGGAGAUCUGAGCAGCCACCAGUCGAGAAAGCUCUCGUCCUCGCAGACGCUCUACCAAUUAUUCAGCAGAUAG